Messenger RNA from Sycon ciliatum, 2273 nucleotides. RefSeq lists its product as uncharacterized. Gene Ontology annotation, molecular function: hydrolase activity, hydrolyzing O-glycosyl compounds. The transcript is spliced from 11 exons. Gene Ontology annotation, biological process: carbohydrate metabolic process. The coding region runs from base 33 to 1877 and encodes 614 amino acids. Lineage: Eukaryota; Metazoa; Porifera; Calcarea; Leucosolenida; Sycettidae. The record is from RefSeq and is a predicted model, not a curated record.
GGCGGACUUCUAAUGGGCACCGUGACGAGAGCAUGACUUGCUGGAGUGGAACGGUUCUCGCAGUACUGCUCCUGUACUGCUGUCUGUCCCAGCACACAUCCCUGCUGUGCUCGGCUCGCCUGUAUCAAGGAACUCCGCCGCGGGGCUGGAACAGCUAUGAUGCUUUCACAUGCACGGUGACAGAGGCUGAGGUGAAGGCGAAUGCGGACAUCAUGCACGACGAGCUGGCCAAGUACGGUUACGAGUACGUCACCAUCGACUACGAGUGGUUUCGGCCGGGCACUGGGCAGUUUUCAUGCUGCGGCCGCAACCCAUGGCAGGACCUGGUCGUGGACAAGUAUGGCCGUGCCCUGCCAUCGCCCGAUCGUUAUCCUUCAGCAAAGGACUCCACCGACACUGGCUUGCCCGGUUUCAAGCCCCUGGCUGAUUUCGUUCACGGCCUGGACCAGAAGUUUGGCAUACACAUCAUGCGCGGCAUACCGCGUGUUGCCGUGGAAAAGAACAUGCCCAUAUUUGGCAGCAGCUACACAGCGCGGGACGCGGCGGACAACAAGACCUAUUGCAGCUGGUGUGACGACAUGAGCGGAAUAGCCGACAAUGCCGCUGGCCAGGCCUACUACGAUUCGCUGAUCAAGUUGUACGCCGAGUGGGGAGUGGACUUCAUCAAGAUGGACUGUGCCUACAGCAGCGCAACCAAAUCUGAGAUCCUACAGAUCAGCAAGAGUAUCCAAGAGUCGGAGAGGGAAUUUGUCCUCAGCAUGUCCCCGACGGACCGAGAUACAAGCUUUGCCAUGGAAAUACGCGGAAAUGUGUCAAUGUACCGAGUUAAUGGCGAUGUGUGGGACAACUGGGGCAACAUCGAGUCAGCAUUCUCCACCGCCGCCACCUUCCCGACCCUGAUCGGCAAUCCCUCGUACCCAGACCUGGACAUGCUUCCUCUUGGCAAGCUGAGCGUGCGCGGCGGCCACGGCCCGGAGCGUGUAACGGCACUCACGGAAGUCGAGCAGCGCACAAUGAUGAAUCUGUGGGGCAUGUUUCGUAAUCCCUUGGUUAUGGGUGGGGAUUUGCGUUCCCUCGACGACGCCACCACGGCAUUGCUGACGAAUGAGGAGCUCCUGAAGGUCCAGAGCAGCUCCACUAACAACCGACCAAUCACGUCCACAGCGUUCCGGGUCGUAUCCGAGCAAGCUAUUCAGGAGGUGAUCAACGUUGAGAAGUGUCGUGUGCCCACCGACCCACACCAGCAGUGGGGACACGUGUCGGCAACGACCGAUGGCUCUCUACCGAAUCACGCCACGUUUGGUUGCCUGACGUUGAUCAACUGCUCAUUCGUCAAGAACGCUACCCUUGGUGCGGAGAGAUGUCAUGUCGGCUCAGGCUGUGAUGAUGGUGUUAAUCAGGUGUGGGAAGUAGGCCGGGAUGGAUACAUCGACACUCCCAUGAACCAAGCUGUGCUGACCACCACAUCCGCCACCUCACUGCCCUGCAAUGUCACCGCCAUGGCCAAGGACUCCAACUUGACAAAGCUGCAGCUGUGGAUGAGGAACGAGACUGACAACACCCUACACCAUCUAGCCACAGGUGGCUGCCUUACGUCCACCCUCAUAGGUGGGCCAGAGGUGUUGGGCAAUGACGAGGUCAGUGCUGUGGCUUGGGCAGCCAAUCUAGACUCCAUGGUCUACGUGGGCCUGUUCAACUUGGACGCCCAGGACACUGCGAAGGUGUCCGUGAAGUUCGCCGACAUCGGCAUCCGCGCAAGUAUGUGCGAGCUGCGGAACAUCUGGAGCAAAGAGGUGCUGCACACGCAGACCGAGAUCAGUGACUACGUCGCACCGCAUGGCUCGGUAGUGUACGCCAUCGACCCUGCAUCGUGCUAAGCUUAAAUUAAGCCAACAUGGUACAUUGCAUGUGAUCAACAGUGAAAAUCUACGCACAAUACCGCACAGCGGCUAUGCAGGUCACUCUGGCCUGGAAGAUCUUACGAUGACUGCCAAGGACAAUGAUUUGUGUGCCCACUUUCUAGUACAUAGCUUGUCAUAAUGUGCCUUUCGAUUGGCGCAAGUAGGCUUAGUUUCCCCAUGCCCUGCGGCAAUAUGAAAGAGUUGAUUUCCUUCGAAGCAAAUUUUAAUUUUUAUGGUGCUGUGCGCCAACAUACAGAGAAUUUUACUAUCUGAAUUUUUGGGGAAUUUGAAUGAUUUCAAUUUACCCCGAUAGCCUUGCUAAUUUUACAUAGGGCCUUCCCUAUCAAAAUAAUAAAUAAUUCUACUACUACA